AUGGUGAUCUAUCUUACAGCCGACGGUUCUUGGGUCUUUGAAUUAGGACCGGUGGCGUGGGUGGUGUUGCCCUUGGCAGCAGCCCUGGGCCCGUUGACCCAAUUCACCAAUGGCAACCUGGAACAGACGCGCGCCAUCCGUGCUCUAUUUGUAAUGCCUCCGAAGCGGGCGUCGGUCACAAUUAGCGGCGAUUGGUCGCGGCGCGGAUCGGACGCGCACGGCCGCGCUUCCCAUAGCCACCUGCGGCUCCCGUACACUGUCAACUCGGUCGGCUUUAAU
Molecule: messenger RNA, 279 nt
Organism: Iphiclides podalirius (scarce swallowtail)
Lineage: Eukaryota; Metazoa; Arthropoda; Insecta; Lepidoptera; Papilionidae
Source: the annotation of a GenBank genome assembly